Molecule: messenger RNA, 363 nt
Organism: Emys orbicularis (European pond turtle)
Lineage: Eukaryota; Metazoa; Chordata; Testudines; Emydidae
Product: interleukin-8-like
Exons: 4
Coding region: 1-315 (104 amino acids)
Biological process (GO): immune response; defense response; chemotaxis
Cellular component (GO): extracellular region
Molecular function (GO): chemokine activity
Source: RefSeq, a predicted model, not a curated record
AUGAGCUGCAAGUUGGUUGUUGCUGUGUUGGCUCUUUUCCUAACCUACGCAGCGGUGUCAGAAGGGAUGAGUCUGGCAAGGAUGGGGAAUGAGCUCCGAUGCCAGUGCAUCACCUUGCAUUCCAACUUCAUCCGUCCCGGGAACAUUCGGGACGUGAAGCUGACCCCAAGCGGACCUCACUGCCAGAACACUGAAAUCAUCGCUACUCUUAAGGAUGGCAGAGAAGUGUGUUUGGAUCCCACUGCUCAAUGGGUGAAGAUCAUCAUUAAAGCAAUUUUGGACAAAGCUCAAGCCAAUGGUGAGGCAAAACGCUGAGAGAAGCCAAAGAAGAAAAAUCACUGAUGUUUCCCCUUGAAGGAAACA